Messenger RNA from Centropristis striata (black sea bass), 1828 nucleotides. It is a transcript of the gene snx7, whose product is annotated as sorting nexin 7. The record is from RefSeq and is a predicted model, not a curated record. Gene Ontology annotation, molecular function: phosphatidylinositol binding. Bases 88 to 1341 code for a protein of 417 amino acids. NCBI's taxonomy places the organism in Eukaryota, Metazoa, Chordata, Actinopteri, Perciformes, Serranidae. The transcript is spliced from 9 exons.
UGCUGCUGUGAAGUUGUAGUUAGUGAAGUUAGUUUGUCUCCAGGUUAGUCUGAUGACCACAGCUCACUGAGGCUGUCUGACGGAGAGAUGAGCGCACAGACGGGACACCAGGACUUCUCGGGACACAUGUUGGACCUGGACGAGGACGAGGACCUGGAGGUUUUCACCAAGAACACUUCCCUGGCAGAUGGAAGCUCCAUGCCAAACUCUCCCAGCUCCAUGGUCAACCACUACAGACUGGAGGAGGAGGAGGAGCAGCAGGACACCAAAGACCUCUUCAUCACUGUUGAUAACCCAGAGAGCCACGUCACCGCCAUCGAGACCUUCAUCAUGUAUCGAGUCGUCACCAAGACCACGAGGAGCGAGUUUGACUCCAGUGAGUACGAGGUCCGCCGGCGCUACCAGGACUUCAUCUGGCUCCGAGGCAGACUGGAAGAAAAUCACCCGACACUCAUCGUCCACCCGCUGCCUGAGAAGUUUGUGAUGAAAGGCAUGGUGGAGCGCUUCAACGACGACUUCAUCGAGACCAGGAGGAAAGCUCUGCACCGCUUCCUCAACAAGAUCUCAGUGCAUCCUAUUCUGUCUUACAGCCAGCACUUCAAAGUCUUCCUCACUGCUCAGGAGCUGGUGUCCCAUAAGAAGCAGGGUCCAGGCUUCCUGAGCAGGAUGGGGGAGACGGUGAGGGCGGUGGCUAACUCGGUACGAGGCCUGAGGAGCCGUCCGGAGGAGUUCAGCCUGAUGCAGGAGUACGUGGAGGACUUCAGCACCAAGAUCUGCUCUGUGGACAAAGUCACCCAGAGGAUCAUCAAGGAACAGAGAGAGUAUCUGGAUGAGCUGAAGCAGUGCGGGCCCACCUACAGCCAGUGGGCGGGCUCUGAGGAGGAGCUGGCGGAGCCCCUGCAGGGCGUGGCCGGCUGUGUGGAGCGCUGCAGUAAGGAAACAGAAGAGCAGAUCCACCAUCUGUCUGACGUCCUGGUCCCCGCCCUGCACGAGUACGUCCUCUGUGCCGAGACCCUGAAGGCUGUGAUGAGACGGAGAGACAACAUCCAGGCCGAGUUUGAAGCCAAGAACGAAGCGCUGGCCUCCAGGAAAGUCGACCAGGAAGCACUGCAGGAGGAGGUUGAUGGUCUGGCCGACCGGGUGGAGCUCUCCAACAACGCCUUGAGAGGAGACUGGUCCCGCUGGCAGAGCAGCAUGAGAACUGACCUCAAAUCAGCCUUUCUGUCCACCGCUGAGAAGAACCUGGAGUACUACGAGAAGUGCCUGGCUGUGUGGGAAUCGUUCCUCCUGUCUCAGAGAGCAGAACCCAGCGAGCACAAAGACGAGGAAGAUGCCUCGUAGAGUGGAGAAACAUCUCUCCAGCAGACUGUCUUCUGUCAACACAUCCAAAUCUACACUUUGAACUUCAUGUCCACACGUGCAAACAUGCAAAAUGUACGAAACAAGCACACUCUGCCUCUCUCUCUCUCUCUCUCUCUCUCUCUCUCUUAUGGAAGUAAAUCUGUGUCAUCGGAGUUUGAAAUAAAAAAGACGUUGAAUUUCUAGCACUGAAUAUUUCUGCAUUGAAAUUAUGUAUCUGAAUGUUUUUCAGCGUUAAAAUUGAACCGCAAAAAAUUAAACCGCAAAAAAUUCAACUGCAAAAAAUUCAACCUAAAAAUUUGCGUUUUAAUUUUUUGAGGUUGAAUUUUUUUUGCAGUUGAAUUUUUUGCGGUUGAAUUUCUAGCCCAUGCAUUGAAAUUAUGUAUCUGAAUGUUUUGCAACGUUAAAAAUUCAACCUCAAAAACUUCAACCGCAAAAAAUUAAAACGCAAAUUUUUAGGUUGAAUUUU